Cuscuta epithymum is the source of this 3003-nucleotide messenger RNA. Lineage: Eukaryota; Viridiplantae; Streptophyta; Magnoliopsida; Solanales; Convolvulaceae. The record is from the annotation of a GenBank genome assembly.
GCCCCAGCCGGAAAUCAUUCGUUCUCAUUUCACUGAUAAGAACUAACCCAGGUCGCUCUCAGAAAUUGUUGUAUUGUGCAUUCACUCAUCUCUGUCCCUCCACAGGGAAACCCAAAGAAGAAAAUCGCAAGUGGAUUACAGUGCAGAGAGAAAGAGCUAUCCAUACCCAAACCAAAAAGGAAACCCCCACUCCGAUCUUUCCCCAUCAAUAAAUACACCACGCCGGUAAAGCCACACCCAUUUCCCAGCAUCAUUUCAUCUCCCAAUUCCUGUCCUCAAAGAACGCUCAAAGCUCCUCUUUUUUUCUUCCUCUUAUUCAUUCCCUUCCCUGCCGCAUUUGCAGCUUUUUGAGCCCCCGUCUUUAUCUCUCGCCGCCUUUUCCAGCUCCCCGCCGCUCCGCAUUUUAUGCGUACUGUCUAAUCAAAUCUCUGCAUUUAAAGUGGAGCUCUCGGUUUGGGUACGCAGGGCGGCCGGGUCACCCAUCUUCUGACAUAGAUUCUGGGCUGUCAUUAAUUCUUUGUAGCUCUCUUUGUCUGUCAACCCUCGGAAAUUAAACACCUUUGAACCACUUCUUAUACCCCUCCAUUCCAUGCUGAGAACUCGUGAAUUUCUCCCCUUCUUCCGGCCCGAAUUGAAACAAAGAAAGGGUCUGUUCACUUAGUUGAUUAGUUGAUAGUUGAAGUGGCAUCACUCCUGAGACUGUUCUUGCGGCAAGAAAGGUGCGUUCUUGUGAAAAUGGAAUAAAGUUUGGAUCUUUUUAAAGAAGGGGCUUUUUCAGGAUCUGGUGGGGAAUUGAGGAGUUAUUUUCUUUCGUGGGUGUUUUCAGAAAAUCUGGUAUUAGCGUACAGAAUCGAAAAGAAUGUCGUCUCUGAAGCAAGCGGAGGAAGCAAUGGUCUCCGGCGAAGUGGAACAUGACAACGUGGGUGGAUACAAAGAAGCAGGCGCCGGCGAUGAGGAAGAGGACCAGCCAAUGUCCGGUCUGAAAAGCUUUCUCUGGCAUGGGGGCUCUGCUUGGGAUGCUUGGUUUAGUUGUUCUUCCAAUCAGGUAGCUCAAGUACUGUUGACACUGCCAUACUCCUUUUCACAACUGGGGAUGCUAUCAGGAAUAUUGUUCCAAGUCUUCUAUGGUCUGAUUGGCAGCUGGACAGCUUAUCUUAUCAGUGUCCUCUAUGUGGAGUACAGAAGCAGGAAAGAGAAAGAAGGUGUUAGCUUCAAAAACCAUGUCAUUCAGUGGUUUGAAGUGCUUGAUGGGCUUUUGGGCCCAUACUGGAAAGCAGUUGGGCUGGCCUUUAACUGCACUUUCCUUCUCUUUGGAUCCGUGAUACAACUCAUAGCUUGUGCAAGCAACAUAUAUUACAUCAAUGAUGGGUUGGACAAGAGGACCUGGACAUACAUAUUUGGAGCCUGCUGUGCAACCACUGUCUUUAUUCCUUCAUUCCACAACUUUAGGAUUUGGUCUUUUCUUGGCCUUGGGAUGACCACUUAUACUGCCUGGUAUCUUACUGUAGCAGCUCUAACUCAUGGUCAGAUUGAAGGGGUACAGCACACUGCACCAACAAAAGCAGUUCUGUAUUUCACAGGUGCCACAAAUAUUCUAUACACUUUUGGGGGGCAUGCUGUCACUGUGGAAAUUAUGCAUGCAAUGUGGAAGCCACAGAAGUUCAAGUACAUUUACUUGUUUGCCACUCUAUAUGUAUUCACUCUCACCAUUCCUUCUGCCACCUCUGUGUAUUGGGCAUUCGGGGAUGAACUUCUAGAUCACUCAAAUGCCUUCUCCCUCCUCCCCAAGUCCAGGUGGCGCGAUGCUGCUGUCAUCUUGAUGCUUAUUCACCAGUUCAUCACAUUUGGAUUCGCCUCGAUGCCAUUAUACUUUGUGUGGGAAAAAGUGAUAGGGAUGCACGACACAAAGAGCAUUUGCCUGAGGGCACUUGCGAGGCUGCCAGUGGUGAUACCGAUAUGGUUCUUGGCCAUAAUCUUCCCUUUCUUUGGCCCGAUAAACUCGGCUGUUGGGGCACUUCUUGUUAGCUUCACUGUCUAUAUAGUGCCUUCCCUUGCUCAUAUGCUCACGUAUCGCAAAGCCUCAGCUCGCAAGAAUGCUGCAGAGAAGCCUCCGUUCUUCUUGCCUAGCUGGACUGCCAUGUAUGCUGUGAACAUCUUCAUAGUGGUCUGGGUCAUUGUAGUAGGGUUCGGGUUUGGAGGAUGGGCCAGCAUGACAAACUUCGUGAAACAAGUGGACACAUUUGGGCUUUUCGCCAAAUGCUACCAAUGCAAACCACCCAAGCCAUUAGCCCUUCCGCCCUAUGCAGCACCUAAUGCCACCAUCAGACAUUGAGCCGAAUAACUUGCUCAACUUGGUCGAAUUCGCUCUUCUUAAAAAUUAUUACAGAUACAUGGGGAGAUAGUAAUAGUCUCCCCUACAUGCAUGUGAUGUAUGCUGAUCUUCCUCUUCUUCCCAUUUUAGUGUUUGGCUUGAUGCAUGUUUACAAAUUAGUAUUAGACGAGACAGUGCUGAUUUGUGAGUAUUCCCUUCCAAGGCAUAGAUCAAUGGUAUCACUACUUGAUAAUACUUCAAGUGGUUGGGUGUUUUUUUAUUAUCCCCCCUCCCCCGGCAACAAUAUCACAUACGGAGUAGUUCUUGGAUGUGCAUAGAUAGUGCACUCACCACAGCAAUAGUAGGGUAGUCGGAAGUGGGAAAUCCGACUGGAGCUAAGGUUUGAUUUAAUUUGUAAAAAACCUCCAGUUGGAACUGGGUAAUCCGACGAGAGAGAAAAAAAUUAAAAAGUCGGAUUAUACUCUUGUUGCAAAUCCCAAAUCCCACUAGGGUGUUUCUUUUUUAAUAGGGAUUAUUACGGUAAUAAUAUUACCAAAACAGAGGAUUUCUCAUAAUAUGACUAAUUAAUGAGAUUUCUCAUAAUAUGACUAAUUAAUGAGAUUUCUCAUAAUAUAUCAUAAUGGAUAUAAUAUAUCUUUAAAGUAAUUUAUUAAAGAGAAAUUGCAGUUACA